Molecule: messenger RNA, 1827 nt
Organism: Macrobrachium nipponense
Lineage: Eukaryota; Metazoa; Arthropoda; Malacostraca; Decapoda; Palaemonidae
Exons: 3
Coding region: 1-996 (331 amino acids)
Source: RefSeq, a predicted model, not a curated record
AUGAAAAAAAAUGUCAGACCUUCACGUAGUAUUGCAGAAAGUGAGACCGUCGAGGAUACAACAGAUGCCUGUCGCUCAGGUCAGAGCUGUCGAAAAGAGCUUGAAAAUUGGAUCCAAUCAACCAGAGCAAAAACCAACGACUUCACUACUCUCCAGUUAUGUGACGAGGUUUCCGUUGAUCACUUGACCAAGAAUGACCUGAAAAUCCUGACUAGCCUCGCCCCAGUAUGGGCAGUUCAGUCCAAGUCCAAAUCUGCCCCCAUAACACAAAGUGAAGAAAACCUGCUAUUGCAUGCACUGAAACUGCAGUCACCGCCACAGGACGCCGUUAUUUUACCCUAUGACGAAAUUGUGGCUCUAGAGAAGCAAUGUCCUCAGGUGUUCUUGGACUUGUCUUGGAGAGGAGUUAAGAGAGGAACAACUUACAUCCAGAUGAAAGAUCUGUCCCCAGCCAGUGAAGCAUCAGGAAAGAAAGCGUUCUUUCGACUCUGCACAGGAGAAGGAGACAAGUCUUUCGUUGGCUCAAACAUGACACAAGUACUGGAAAAUAACUUGCUAGAUGGAAGAGAACGACUAUGUUGGAAAGGCGACGGUCGUGGAGUAAACGUACAAGGAAUGUCUUUGAAGGAAAUUAAUAUUACUCCAGGUCUUGUGACGUGUUCACGGUCAGGCAACUCUCUGCAAUUCUCUGUGUGGUACAAGUCGUCAUUGAAUCUUAAGUUGGACCCUUAUUCCUCCAUCACAUUUAAUCAGUUUCCAAGAGACCCAUAUUCUUCCACGACAUUUCACAAUACUGUACACGAUCCUUAUUCCUUCCCAACAAUUUCUCAGGCUGGUGUGGAUCCUUAUUCUUCAGGAACAUGUCAUCUGCAGGACAAAUUUGAGACUCUGGGAGUGGUAACCAAAAAUCCUCAUAUUAUUGAAAAUGCAGCAAAACACCUCAAUUCUAACGUAGUGACUAUAAUAGACUGUGGGCUUGUUAUAAAAAGCAACUAAAAUAAACAGAAGCUGCUCACCAGUCUGCAAAAGCAAGUCAUCCAUGGAUAACAGUUUUCUCUCUAAUUGUAUUUGGGCUGUACACCAACUGAGAAUGAGAACUGGCUAGAGUGAUAAGAAAAAAUACCAAUUUCUGAAUUUAACUAAGACAAAGACAUUUGGCAAUGUGACAGUCCACCUAAAAGUUUGUAAAGAAGAAACUGAGAUGCACAAACGCAAUCUUUCAAAGUAUUCAAUUUGCUCAAUAACCUUAAAAUUUGAAUCUAUAGUAUAUGUAUAGUCGACCGCCGCUCAUUUACGGUUCUGGAUUAACGGCUCCACCUAUUUGCGGAUUUUUAUGUGGAACGUAUAUAUCCACACUCUCAACAGAAAAAUUACCUAUUCACGGAAUUUUUCAUAGAGAAAUUUCACUAAUUUACACUGUAUUUUCAUAUAAUUUUAUGACUAAAUACAUUUUUCGUGAUAAAACUAUUAAAAUGUUCAGGUAUGUACGUAUAAGCAUUCUUAAGUUUUUUUUUUUUGCAUUUGAACUAUCAAAAUACGCAGUUAUAAGUCUUUUUUAUCAAGUAUUCCCAGGUUUUUGCUAUUCACGGAGGUUGUGGCCCCUAUCCCCCGCAAAUCUCGGGGGUCAACUUUAUUUUAUGUGGUAAUGCACACGCAACGGUGCCCUGAAGUUGGUUUUAUUUUACGUCACUGAUGGCUGGAAUGUUAUUUUGGUGAUAUCAGAUGCUAUAUGUCAGCUAAUUUUAUUCAAAAUUGGGAAAGCGUCAUCUUUUCCACCAUAUUCUGUACAGGUUCUACAUGAAUGCUAUAUCAGUUUUGAUAUUACUG